Spirometra erinaceieuropaei is the source of this 5613-nucleotide messenger RNA. Lineage: Eukaryota; Metazoa; Platyhelminthes; Cestoda; Diphyllobothriidea; Diphyllobothriidae. The record is from the annotation of a GenBank genome assembly.
AUGGAACGUGUGCCGCGCAAUCUUCGGGGCCUAUUCAAUUUCUGCAUGAGGGCUGGUGAUGACUUCUCGACCAGCGCCCAACCAAUGGAUCCCGAGGUACCUACCUACUCGCCCAUUUUGCAACCAAAUAUUCGAUAUGUUUUGCGGCCAGCAGGUGAUAUCUUUAAAAUAAACCUGUUUUAGCGUAUUCCGUUGGGCAACCAGACGUACGUACCCAAUAAUUCAGUAAACACAUUACUCACACUACUUGAGUAGCACCGAGUUUUUUGUUUUCUUUCCCAACAGACGGCAAGGUGGCUGCGUGAAGCCCUGGAAAACAUGACGGUUGACCUUGUUGACGAGAUGCGCAAAAGUAUCGCCAUUAUUAUCGAGAACCUUCAUCAGACCGAUGAAGGUGCCCGGGCAAAGAUCACCGAGGCAGUCGACAAUCUGAUUGAUUUAACCGAAGACGUGAAUCUGGCCGAUAUCUUUCUGAAGAUUGGCGGCCUCGAGCUUCUUGUCACCCUUUUUGAUCAACCGCCGAGCCCUCUGAACUGUCAGACUGGAAAUCUCCUGGCAAACAUCGUUCAGAACAACGAGGAAGCUCAGAAGAUUGCGGUCAACAAUGGCCUACUGGAGAUCUCCCUGAAGCUCUUUUCGCGGCAAGAAGAUAAAGACAAUCUCAGGGGAAUUUUUGCGGGCAUCUCAGGUGCGUUUGCUUUAAAUAGUCUGCAGUUAAAAUACCUGCUAUCCGUGUUUUACCACUGUUAUGUUGCAUAGUAAGUUAACCUUUUCCAUACAUCCUUCGAGACCGGAUAUCUGCCACCCGACUGGAAGUCGGCGUGGAUUACGCCGCUGUACAAGGGCGGAAGUCGGUCUCUGCGAACAAUUACAGACCUGUCAGUCUAACCUCCAUUUGCUGCAAGAUUUUGGAGAAAAUAAUGAAGCAAAAAUUAAUGCAGUUCCUUGAACAAAACCAUUUGCUUUCCGGUUCCCAGCAUGGAUUCCGAAAAGACAGAUCCUGUGUGACAAACUUGCUCUACUGUCUGGAACACCGGACUCGGGCUGUUGAUAGAGGAGAUAUGGUGCAUACCAUCUAUAUCGACUUUCAAAAGGCCUUCGGCAGUGUGCCUCACCACCACGUUCUAUACAAACUCAGCCGUAUAGGAGUGCGAGGUACGCUUCGUAGCUUUUUACUCGGCCGCUCUCUAGCCGUCCACCUCAGUGACCAGCAAUCUGCCGAGGUUGCCGUUAGGAGUGGUGUUCCCCUAGGCUCUGUUCUUGGCCCUACACCGUUCUUCGUAUACGUCAACGACUGCACAAACGAACUGGAUUGCGAUUUUGCAAUGUUUUCUGAUGACAUAAGGACCUGGAGUACCAUACGAAACGAAGUUGAUGAGGCGCGACUGCAGACAAACCUAGACCGCCUCGAGCAAUGGCUUCUACCGUUCAACGUAAACAAAUGUAAUUUCCUACGCGCCGGCUAAACCAGUUCUCCUAACCGCACGGUCUACCGUCUGACUGGCAAACCACUGCAAGAAGUCGACGCCCAGAAGGACUUGGAUGUAUGGAUCACAACCUCGCUUAAGCCUUCGCUUCACUGCUCAAAGGUAGCCAAGUCGGCGAUGUCCAUUCUAUACCUCGUCAAAGGGGCGUUCUCUUCCUUUGAUGAAGACUGCUUCACCAAGGUCAUUCGAACUUUUGUGAGACCGCAUCUGGGGUUUGCUAUCCAAACAUGGAGACGCCGGACGGCUGAAGACCUCUGCAUACUCGAGCAACGAAACUUAUAUCUGGGCAAUGGUCACUACCCUACGAAACACGAUUAGUUAAUCUUGACCUCUUUCUUUUGAGUUACGGACAGCUGCGUGGGGACCUGAUACAAGCUCUCCGUAUCGUGCGCAAUCAGGGCUGCUGCCUCGCAUCAGGAGACUUCUUCGAGUUGGCGACUGCGACUAACCUGAGAGGCCAUCCACUCAAACUGCCUGUCACUGGUGCCCGGAUAGAUACACGAAAGUUCUCCAACAGAGUGGCUGCAGCUUGGAAUGCUUUGCCUGAGGAUGUUGUUAUGUCAGGAUCCGUAGACACUUUUAAACGGAGGCUAGAUCAACAUUGGAGCGCGCACCUCAAUAACGCCGGACUACAACAACCUUGAUAGCCAGUGUGGACAAUUUAGUGUUAUGACGAUGCUACUACCAAUAGUCAAGUAACGUAUUUUUAUGUAAUUUAUUAACCGUGAGCAACGUCGCACCGCUGCUCGCAUUUACCAUGAUGCCCGCAGACCAAAGAAAUUUUUCUUGUCACUUUUUUUUAAUUUCCUGAGAAAUUUUGUGCGAAGUAGGAGUAGAUCAGUGUAUUCAAGGUCUAUAGGCACAGACCGAGAAUUUUAUACAUGAAUAUUUGGGCCAAAGUCCAUCAGCCACAGCGGGUAACCGCGUAAUAUUCAUUAACUGCCUACAGGCAGCUAGUAGUAUAAUCUAGGGUAAGGUGACACCAUACUAACAGCACAGGUACUAGCCAAAAGCCCAUACACGCGUGUUUCGCCGAUGUUUUGCCGCUGCAUGGCGCAGCUGCGAGGGGUUCGGCUCGUCAGUGGCCUAUAGACCUUGAAUAGACCUUGAAUAUACUGAUCUACUCCUACUUCGCACAAAAUUUCUCAGGAAAUUAAAAAAAGUGACAAUUUCUAAAUUGGAGUAUCUACCAGAAAACACACGGGGAAUGCUGGGGGACCCACUGACGAGCCGAACCCCUCGCAGCUGCGCCAUGCAGCGGCAAAACAUCGGCGAAACACGCGUGUAUGGGCUUUUGGCUAGUACCUGUGCUGUUAGUAUGGUGUCACCUUACCCUAAAUUUUUUCUUCUUUUCCUGUAUCUUAGGUGUGUUUCAACUGUCUGCUGUAUUUCAUCAACAAAUCGGGUUCAUAUGCCUUUAAGUGCGUUAACGCAUGAAAUUCGGUGUUCAUCUGUACAGUUUUUGUUAUUCCCCUUGUAUUUCCUUCAUGUUACCUCUUUUCCAUUUUCUCCAUAUACUUCCUCUGCAUGUAAACAAAAGGAAUUUCAAAGGUACACACUUACUUUCCCUGAAAUACACUGAUACUGAUAUAUACUGCAUCUGAAUCGCAGGAGAGCAGGGCUGACAUCUCUCCGGAACUUCAAACUACCCCGACUUCAUCCUUACUGGUCUCCACGGUCUCUUUCUUCGUGAUAAUGCCUUGGUGGCAGCCGACAUCCAGGCCUGACUGAAAUAUCUUGGCAUUAUGCUGCGUUAUAAUGGAGGUUACAACCCCACCAAAGUAAUCCUUUCUAACCUGUUUAACGUUUUAUGAGGUGUGUCACCUGCUGCAGUUCCUACCUGUGUUUUGCGCAGGUGUGGACACUUGACCGACGUAGACCUGCACGUGUACACGACAUGCAAAGUAAUCGACCGUCCAGCUAAGUUGGGUUUUUCCUCAUAGAAUCUGGCGUCAUGGGUCUCCUCCUUCUUCUGCCUCUGUGAAAUGCCUUUUGCGGUUUCACCCCGCAGUCAAUUGCCCUAUUUGUCUUCUUGCAGCCCUGGUUCGUUCCAGCCUUCUGUCCCAACAACAGUUUGUCGCCUCGCAUGGUUUCCAGAUCCUCUUCGAGGUCCUCGAUCGUGUCACCGCCUCGGCGGCCUUGAUGCAGGAACACACACGCUUCCUCAACAAGGCCAACUUCUUCCUCUCCUGCAUGUGUCAAGAGUUGACGGACGAACAGUUGCGUAAGUGAGAGUCCUUGUUUCUGGGAUAUUCCUUCGCUUGGUGGCCGCCUGCUGCGGGCGAUUGAAAUCGCUGUUUGGCUGGCUGAUGUGUUCAUUGUCCGACUCUGAUGUGUGCAGCGUGGCGACUUCACGCCACGACAACAUGGACAAGGCUUAAGUACAGCCACCGCUCGAACCACCUCAGCUAUGAGGCCCUCAGAGGGAACCGUGAGUUUAGUCACACUUGAGUCAAGUGGGCCCGGUAGUCAUCUGGUGUAUUCUAGAUUGAUUGUUUAGGCAUUCAGUCUCCUUGUCAGGAUUGGGGGAUUCCGUAGCCCGCAGUUGAUUGGGCGGGUAACUUGAUCGAAGGCUAAUUCAACUCAGAACUCACUGUCGACGCGUUGUAGCUUGGGUGGUUAGAGCGUUAGUCAUACUCAGGCCCUUCCCUCGCCUUCGUGGGUUUGAAUCCCGCCGUGACCGUUGCGUUUUUCACAGUUGGGUCAGUAUAAAUUAUUUGGAUCUGCCCAAAAAACAUCAUUUUAAAAAGUUGCAAUAGUUGGUGAGCUGUCACUCAGGGAAGACACUUGAACAAAUUCACAUUGCUACUUCCGGCGAAGGGUGCUAAUCUGAAACGAGCACUGACAUGUAGCAUAGCAUUACCGACAGAGACAAAGGAGACUGGAAUGACCAUUUUUGACUCAUUGGCCGUCGCCAGCCAACCACAUCGAACCCUGAAGUGUGGAACACUUGGGGCAUAAUGGGAUGAGUGAGUUCCGUAAAAACGAUCGGCAAGCGCUCCACUACCAAUGUUAAUAUACCUGAUCGUAACCGACAGGAAAACGAGCCCGUGGCUCACUGGUUAGAGGCGUCAAACUUCUAACCAACAGGUCGCGGAAUCGAGCCUCAGGUGCUCCACACUUUGGAGUUGGGUAUGACUGGCUGACGACGGCUAGAAAGCCAGAAAUGGUCACUGCAGUCUCUCUUGUCUUUGUCUUGUGUCAAGAGUUGACGGACGAACAGUUGCGCGAGUGAGAGUCCUUGUUUCUGAGGUAUUCCUUUGCUUCGUGGCCGCCUGCUGUGGGCGACUGAAAUCGACGGUGUCCACCGCGCAUGCAUGUUUCUUAUUAAAUGCAUUUGAAUUUAUAAAGGCAUCGAAAUCAGUGAUAAAAAUGCAUGCUAUUUGGGCAGUCAUGUUUUCAAAGUGGAGUUUUUGCAGACGGCUGGAAAUAGUUCGCUCAAAAGUCGGCAUCCUGACGUGUCAUGGGAUUAUUCUGCACGGUACUUAAUAUCACAACCCUACUUAAGUAAUCUUUUUAGGUUGAAAACGCAUUUCAGAAUUCCGGUUAACAUCUCAGGAGUUAGUACAUCUACUUUACCAUGCACGGGUCUGGACUUCGUGCUAGUGCCCGUAUUGGGCCUUGAAAACGGGGAUUUUGCACGCAAAUUCCUUUGGUUUGCAGCCUAAUUCUGUUACGUACGCCCUACCCUCUGUCGGCUGUGGUGGGCCAUAUCGAGCGUAUGAGUGGCAUUCGCCGGUGACGUCUGGAUACGCCAGUAUUGAAAGUUGGAGUCAAGUUGACUGACGACCAUCUUUAUUCUGCCCCCUGCCCCAUUCCUGCCUCCUCAGUCGCCAUCAAGGACUGUGCCCUUGCCGACAAGAUUGCGGAACUGGCCCUUCGUUCCUCGCCUGCUCCGCCACCGGAGUUUCUUCUGAGCGGUCUGGUCCUUCUGCUCACUGGCCGACGCUCCGUGCUGCUUGAUCCAGACGCAGCCGCGGACACCAAGCCUGCGGUGAAGCUUCCCCUGCGGGCUGAUCUCAAAGCAGACCUUAGCAGGGCCAUCGAGAACCUCCCCUCCUCUGAUUCUGAGUGUGCUGUGGAGCCAGAGGUGGUGGACAGACUGAAGGACCUGUUGAAGAAAUGA